AUGAGCCAGCGGCACCGCGCGCUCCGCCGCCUCUCCGCGGCGCCCGUCCUGCUGCUGCUGCUGCUGCUGCUGCCUCGCGGUCCGGGGCGCGUCGCGGAGCUCGCGGUGGCGGCGGAGUACUCCUCCAAAAGCGACUUGGACUACGAGUUCGGGGACUACCGGGGCAAGUGGUGCAUCGACGACCACGGGUUUGUUUACGGCAUCGGAGAGGUUUACUACCCGAGCCCCACGGCGUGUCCGUGCACGUGCACCGUGGACGGUCCCGUGUGCGUCCGACCCAAGUGUCCACGCAUCCAUCCGCGGUGCACGCGGAUCAGAUAUAAGGAAUGCUGUCCGGUGUGCGAGGCUAUGUCCAGGGUCUGUGUCUACGGGGGCAAAACGUACCGGCUCCUAGAAGAAUUCAGGUUGUCCAGGUGUGAGCGAUGCCGCUGCGAGGCAAACAGGGAGGUGUACUGCAGCAUUUCGGACUGCCCCGCCCCUCACUGCGUCAACCCCACGUAUGAACCCAACCACUGCUGCCCCAUCUGUAAGACCGGUCCCAACUGCUUUGCUGGGAACAGGGUGAUCCCUGCGGGGGAGCGCGUGAUCAUCGACGAGCAGACAGUCUGCUACUGCACCUACCGGGACGGGACGUGGCACACCCAUCCCCAGGCCACCUGCGAGCAGCGCCCCCAGCCCAGCCUGACGCCCAGCGCCCGCACCGAGGCCCCCGGGGACGAGGAGAACAGGAGGAGAGGGGGGGGCCCGUUUAUUCCCAGACUGGAUGUGAUACCAUGA
Chelmon rostratus (copperband butterflyfish) is the source of this 777-nucleotide messenger RNA. RefSeq names its product von Willebrand factor C domain-containing protein 2-like. Bases 1 to 777 code for a protein of 258 amino acids. The record is from RefSeq and is a predicted model, not a curated record. Gene Ontology annotation, biological process: negative regulation of BMP signaling pathway. NCBI's taxonomy places the organism in Eukaryota, Metazoa, Chordata, Actinopteri, Chaetodontiformes, Chaetodontidae. Gene Ontology annotation, molecular function: protein binding. The transcript has 3 exons. Gene Ontology annotation, cellular component: AMPA glutamate receptor complex.